This is a messenger RNA of Acanthamoeba castellanii str. Neff, 564 nucleotides long. RefSeq lists its product as uncharacterized. The record is from RefSeq and is a predicted model, not a curated record. The coding region runs from base 1 to 564 and encodes 187 amino acids. The transcript has 3 exons. Lineage: Eukaryota; Discosea; Longamoebia; Acanthamoebidae.
AUGUCGGCUUCUUCCUCGUGGUCUUCUGCACUCCAGGUGGGCGACGUUUUGUGGGUGAAGCGCUCCCCGCUGGGCGAGCACCACCUAUACCACCACGCCGGGGUGGUGACACGGAUCGACGCCCACGGCCGCCCGACCGAGGUGGUCGACUUCGGCCCCGGCGGAGAGGGCGAAGACAUCCCCCUCUGCCUGGCCCUCACCACCGGCUUCGAGGCGGCGCCUCGGGCGGGUCAAGAAGAGGAGGUGCUCCAGCGCGUGGCGGCGUCGCUGGGGGUGCCGCGGCUGUACCACCUCCAACGUAGCAACUGCCAGCACUACGCCACGGAGAUGAGCUGCGGCCAGGCCAGCUCGGCUGAGGCUUUGCUCCUGGCUGAGACCUUUCGGGACAUAGGCAGUAGGCAGGUGGUAGAGGUGGAGCUAUUCAAGGGCGAGGGGUGGCUGCCAGUGCUGGCCAACGGGCUGCUGACGCUCCUCGCCUCAGCCCACAACGAAGCGCAGCACCGCUACCAACUCUUCACGACCUUGCGCACCACCCACCUCAGCGAAACCAACCCGCAGAAGUGA